AUGGCAAGCCCUAACGACGAGUCCUCUGCGGACUCAUCACACCCGCAACUCACUCCACAGAUCGCAAUCCAUACAGACGAUCAAAACACACCAUUCUCACCGGGGCAGACAGAAUCACAUCCUACAACCCUGAUGCCAUCUGCAGGCCGGUUGACAGUCAACCAUGACCCACCACGCACAUCGCAUUCGCUCGACGGCGACACUCUUCGCACCCGUGCGGAUUCGACCGUCUCUAAUGCAGAGACAAUCGCCAACUCAGAAGCGCCAUCGAAGACAGUAGAGGGCCCGCCCAAAGGCACAUCCAACGCAGCCAACCUCUCAGAGAUCGACGACGUCCCGCUAUCCGAAGCUCUCAACCCAGAUCCUCAACAGGCCCAAGAUUUCGAGGUGCAGGACAACCGGUUCCCUUUCUCGCCAGGCCAGCUGAACAAGAUGCUCAACCCCAAGUCGUUGGCUGCUUAUCAUGCCUUGGGAGGGUUAGCAGGCCUAGGAAAGGCUCUGCGAACGGACCUCAAGUCCGGGUUAUCCAGCGACGAAACAAGAUUACAUGGUAAUCUCGUGUAUGUCCCGGAGACAUCGUCGUAUGAAUUACUCAAUGAGACUACUGCCAACUCAAACGGCACAGAAGGUGCAGACUCACAGUUUCACGACCGGAUACGCAUCUUCAGCCAGAACCGGCUACCGGCGAGGAAGACAACGGGGUUUCUGAAGUUGUUGUGGAUGGCAUACAACGAUAAGAUCAUCAUUCUGUUGACGAUCGCCGCGGUUAUCUCUCUUUCCCUGGGCAUCUACCAGACUAUCGAUGAAGGGCAUGGUGUCGAUUGGGUUGAGGGUGUUGCUAUCGUUGUUGCCAUCGCUAUUAAUAAUGACCGCGAGGUGAAAGCUAUCCGCUCUGGCAAAGAGAUGAUGAUUUCCAUCUUCGACAUCACCGUCGGUGACAUCCUCCUUGUUGAACCUGGCGACUCGGUCCCUGCAGACGGCGUCCUCAUCUCCGGCCACGGAAUCAAAUGUGAUGAGUCCUCAGCGACCGGUGAAUCCGACCAAAUGAAGAAGACAGACGGGUUCGAAGUAUCCCGGCAGAUUGCCGACGGCACUGCCACCAAGAAGCUCGACCCUUUCAUGAUUUCCGGCAGCAAAAUCCUAGAAGGCGUUGGUACAUAUCUGGUCACCAGCGUUGGGAAAUACUCCAGCUAUGGUCGGAUUUUGAUGUCGCUGCAAGAAUCGAACGACCCUACUCCGCUCCAAGUCAAGCUGGGUCGACUGGCGAACUGGAUUGGGUGGUUGGGAUCAAGUGCUGCUAUUAUUCUCUUUUUCGCUCUGCUCAUUCGCUUUCUCGCCAACCUUGGGGACAACCCUGCUAGCUCGGCUGCCAAGGGCCAGCAGUUUGUUGACAUUCUCAUCGUAGCUGUCACUGUCAUUGUUGUUGCGAUUCCUGAGGGCCUUCCGCUGGCCGUGACAUUGGCUCUCGCCUUCGCCACAACACGAAUGGUCAAAGAAAACAACCUGGUCCGUGUUCUAAGAGCAUGCGAAACGAUGGGCAACGCAACAGUAAUCUGUUCUGAUAAGACAGGCACGUUGACCCAGAAUAAGAUGACUGUGGUUGCCGGUACUUUGGGCUCGAAAGGCUUCCAGCACAACCUCGGAGACGAGUUUGCUUCCACCUCUGCUAUGGAAGUUUUCAAGGCUUGCCCCCAGGAUGCGCGGGACCUUCUUGUCAAAAGCAUUGCUCUCAACUCGACCGCAUUCGAAGAAGAAAAGGACGGCUCGCGAGAGUUCGUUGGAAGCAAGACUGAAGUGGCUCUUCUGCAACUGGCACGCGACUAUCUUGGGAUGGACGUUACCACUGAGCGUGCCUCUUCCUCGAUUGUUCAAUUGAUCCCCUUUGACUCUGCUCGGAAGUGCAUGGGUGUUGUCUACCGAGUCUCUGAUGGCCAAUAUCGCCUCCUUGUCAAGGGAGCCGCUGAGAUCAUGGUCGACAAAUGUUCGACCCAAGUGAAUACCGAUGCGGCUAAGCUGAUUGUUGAGCCAGCAACCUUCCAGGACAAGAAGCAAGCCUUUGACACGAUAGACUCAUACGCAAAGAAGUCUCUGCGUACGAUUGGUCUGGUAUACAAGGACUUCUCUGCCCAUUCCUGGCCUCCAGUUGAGGUUGCUGCUGUUCAGGAUGACCCCGACUCCGCCGACUUCGACAGCAUUUUCCACGGCAUGACGUGGCUUGGUGUGAUGGGCAUCCAAGAUCCCCUGCGCCCCGAGGUUCCGGCUGCUAUCAAACGGUGUCACGAUGCUGGCGUUCAGGUGAAGAUGGUCACAGGCGACAAUGUCAACACUGCUACUGCCAUUGCUGAGUCUUGUGGCGUCAAAACAAAAGACGGCAUUGUCAUGGAGGGACCCAAGUUCCGUCAGCUCUCCGAGGAAGAAAUGGAUAAGAUUCUACCUGAUCUUCAGGUUCUGGCACGCUCCUCUCCCGAAGAUAAGCGCAUCCUGGUUGCUCGGCUGAAGAAGCUGGGCGAAACCGUCGCAGUGACAGGAGAUGGAACCAACGACGGACCAGCCUUGAAGACUGCGGAUGUGGGAUUCUCCAUGGGAAUUGCUGGCACCGAGGUCGCAAAGGAGGCCAGUUCGAUUAUUCUUCUCGACGACAACUUCAGGUCGAUCGUGACAGCCAUCUCCUGGGGCCGUGCCGUCAAUGACGCUGUUGCGAAGUUCCUCCAGUUCCAGAUCACCGUCAACAUCACUGCCGUCAUUCUUACCUUUGUCUCGUCUCUUUACAACUCGGAUAACGAGAGUGUCCUCAGCGCCGUCCAGCUUCUCUGGGUGAACCUGAUCAUGGACACCUUCGCUGCCCUUGCCCUUGCAACCGAUGCACCGACCGAGAAGAUCCUCGACCGAAAGCCCGUCCCUAAGCAUGCGUCUCUCUUCACUGUGACCAUGUGGAAGAUGAUCCUUGGCCAGGCCAUCUACCAACUCGCCAUUACAUUUAUGCUCUACUUCGCCGGCAACAACAUUCUCUCCGACUACCUCGACUCUGAUCCUGACAUCCGCCACAGCCAGCUCGACACCAUCGUCUUCAACACCUUCGUCUGGAUGCAGAUCUUCAACGAGUUCAAUAACCGCCGCCUCGACAACAAACUUAACAUCUUCGAAGGCAUGCUCCGCAACUACUGGUUCAUCGGAAUUAAUUGUAUUAUGGUCGGCGGCCAAGUUAUGAUCAUUUAUGUUGGCGGCCAGGCCUUCAACGUCCGGCGGAUUACCUCCGUACAAUGGGGAAUUUGCGUCGCCUGCGCAAUUGGCUGCCUUCCCUGGGCUGUUGUUCUUCGCUGUAUCCCUGAUGGGCCGGUCGGCAUCAUCAUCGACGCCGUGACUGCCUCCAUCAGCUUCGUGAUAAAGCCUAUUGGUCGUGGCUUUUCUGCAAUUGCAAGACCGAUCAAGCGAGUGAUGCGCAGACGCCAGAACAAGGGAAGCGACAACCCCGCAGACAGCGACAGCAGCGACGAUGCGAAAUCUUUGAAUGACCUGAGUGAACAGCGCGUUCCUGACGAGGAGCAACAACGCACCGUGCCUCAAUUUACAUUUACAACCCCUGAUGAUACAUCUGGAAGAUAA
Molecule: messenger RNA, 3603 nt
Organism: Aspergillus versicolor CBS 583.65
Lineage: Eukaryota; Fungi; Ascomycota; Eurotiomycetes; Eurotiales; Aspergillaceae
Gene: pmcB
Product: putative calcium-translocating P-type ATPase(PMCA-type)
Exons: 4
Coding region: 1-3603 (1200 amino acids)
Biological process (GO): calcium ion transmembrane transport; intracellular calcium ion homeostasis
Cellular component (GO): intracellular membrane-bounded organelle; membrane
Molecular function (GO): ATP hydrolysis activity; P-type calcium transporter activity; ATP binding
Source: RefSeq, a predicted model, not a curated record